Messenger RNA from Nerophis lumbriciformis (worm pipefish), 3088 nucleotides. RefSeq names its product polymerase (DNA directed) kappa (gene polk). Gene Ontology annotation, molecular function: damaged DNA binding; DNA-directed DNA polymerase activity. Gene Ontology annotation, cellular component: nucleus. NCBI's taxonomy places the organism in Eukaryota, Metazoa, Chordata, Actinopteri, Syngnathiformes, Syngnathidae. The record is from RefSeq and is a predicted model, not a curated record. Gene Ontology annotation, biological process: error-prone translesion synthesis.
GGAACUACCGCCAAAGAGCCGCUCAUAUUUUCAAAUGUUGAACUUCGGACAUAUUUGUCCGCGAUUUUAGUAGCUAAUUACCUACUUAAAUUUACAUAUGCAUAUUUUCAUAAUGGUUUAUGACGCUCCAUGGCUUUUUUGAGUAACACAUGAGAUUGUUAUUGUUGGAGGAAACUAUAAUUCAACAUCAGUGGUCAGAUCCUCAGGAUGGAAAAUGGCAGUGUAUCCAGCAAAGGAGGAGAAGGACUCCUCUCCAGAAUGGCCCUCAAUGACAACAAAGCUGGUAUGCAGGGUCUUGACAGAGACAAAAUCAACAAGAUCAUCAUGGAGUCAUCAAAGGGAUCCAAGUUUUAUGAGAAUGAGCUGAGGAGAGAGGAGCAGGUGAACCAGCGCAUUGAAAAAAUGAUGCUUCAAAAAGCACAAAUCACAGAGCAACAGUUAAAGAAAGCACAAGCUCACGUGGAGAGGAUGGUCUCUGAGCUGGAGAAGAGGCGCGAUCUAAGCCGUGUGAUUGUGCACGUGGACAUGGACGCUUUCUACGCUGCAGUGGAGACCAGAGACUGUCCUGAACUGAAGGGCAAGCCCAUGGCUGUAGGAUCCAUGAGCAUGCUGUCCACGUCCAACUACCAUGCUCGGAAGUACGGCGUUCGGGCCGCCAUGCCUGGAUUCAUAGCCAAAAAACUCUGCCCUGACCUAAUCAUCGUUCCAUGCAAUUUCAAUAAAUAUAAAUCAGUGAGCAAUGAGAUCAGGCAGAUAUUUGCAGAUUAUGAUCCUUUUUUCCAGCCUGUGAGUCUGGACGAAGCCUAUCUGGACUUUACAGAGCACCUGGAACGAAGGAAGAGCUGGCCAGAGGCCUCACGGACACAUUACUAUCGCUCCAGCAGCACGGCUACAGCGGAAUUUGAGCACCCGCAGGAAUCCGAGGUGAAAGGCUUCUCACCCGUGCUGUUUGAGGACAGCCCGAGUUCUUCUGAGGCUUUGUCGAGUUCUGGAGCAGGCGAUGCGACCGGUCCGGCCACUGAGGUUUUUGGGGCGUCUGUGGAAGAGGCUGUCAGGGAGAUGCGCUUCCGCAUUGAGCAGAAGACCAUGCUGACUGCAAGUGCAGGCAUUGCGCCAAACAUGAUGCUGGCCAAGGUGUGCAGUGACAUGAACAAGCCCAACGGACAGUACAGACUGCCGUCCGCCCGAGUCAUGGACUUCAUCCAGGACCUCCCAGUUCGCAAAGUGUCAGGCAUUGGGAAGGUGAGCGAGAAGAUGCUGAAUGCCCUGAGCAUCAGUAGCUGUGCUCAUCUCGGUCAGCAGAUGGCGUUGUUGUCUUUGUUGUUCUCGGAGACGGCCUGGCAUCACUUCAUGCAGGUGUCCCUGGGUCUGGGCUCCACGCACAUUGUGAGGAAUGAAGAAAGGAAAAGCAUGAGCACAGAAAGAACAUUUAAGGAACUAAACAGGCCUGAGGAGCAAUUCUCGUUAUGCAGAGAACUGUGUGAAGACUUAGCACAAGACCUGAAAAGAGAAGACCUCAAGGGUAAAAACGUCACGCUGAAGCUGAAAAAUGUGAAUUUUGAGGUGAAAACCAGGGCAGUGACGCUGCCGUGCGGCGUCGCCACUGCGGACGAGAUCUUUGCCACGGCCAAAGACCUGCUGAAGACAGAAAUUGACAAUGAAAGUCCACAGGCGCUGAGGCUGAGGCUCAUGGGUGUUCGUAUCUCCGCCUUUGUCACCACGGAUGAUAAAAAGCACCUGCAGAAGAGCAUCAUUGGUUUCCUCCAGCCUGGCAAAUCAGACACUGGGGGCGACACCCAGGAAAUCCAUCAUCAACACGUUGAAGGGGAUCAUCCGUCAUCUUGUCCUCUCACAGCACAAACAUGUCCGACUAAAAAAGAGCUUCCCUGGCCGUCACAGAAAAAGAGCUUACAGGAAGACCAGACAUGUGAAAGACCUCCGCAGUCUUUCUUUCAAAGAGCUCAUGCUAAGAGACUGCAGCAGAACGUUGACAUUGUUACUCCCACACAUGAUGACACUGAUGCCCAUAAAAGGGCGGAGUCGUCAACAAAGAGGGAGGAGCCAAAGAGUAACAUGUCACGUUUAGACAAUGAUGUCCUUUUAGACGCUGGAGCGUCCACAUCGGCUUCAGCAUUGGACAAACUUACCUGUCCUGUGUGUUUCAGGCAGGUGAGCACAGAUGAUUUGAAUGUCUUCAACAGCCAUAUAGACCAGUGUCUCACUAAAGGCUCCAUCGAGCGCCAUAUGUCGGACUCGUCUGACUCGACGGCAACAUCCGAGGUUGAGAUGCACAAAGACACAGUAAAGGACAAUGGACAUGUGGAGUCAAAAACCAUGAUCAGUGUUGACGGUGGAACAGUGACCUCGCAACGUCCUCAGUCAUCUGCUAGUGAAGGUCCCGUCCUCAUCUGCCCGGUGUGUCAGCUGACCCAGGACACGAGUGACCUCACUAUAUUCAAUCGCCAUGUUGACGUCUGCCUGAACCAGGAAGUGUUGCAUGAGCUGGGAACUUCAUCAGCCUCAGCUGAAGGCACAAAAAGCAACGUGACAGCAGACAGAAGCAUCUUUCCGCCAAGGCACGCGGGGAGAGGUAAAACCAAAAGACAUGACUCAUUGUCAUCGUUGCCCGCCAAAAAGGCCAAAGGUCUCAACACCAUUGACAGGUUCUUCAGGUGACAUUCAUUAUUCAAAGAUGCUUGAAAAAUGUUUAGACAAACCUGUUGACAAAAAAAUCAUGCAUAUCAAAAUAAUGGUCAUAUUUUAUAACCAUAAUGUAUUAUUCAAAGAAGAAGAAAAACCUCAGAUUUUUUAUGUUUAAUAUGCCAAAUGGGUGAUGAUUAUAUUUAUUACAUGCUAUUUCGGGAAUAUUCUAUUUAUUUAUUUAUUUUAAAUGGUGAUGUUUAGCAAUAAAUUAAUUUUUUUGUUUUAUAAAGGGAUGCUGCAACAACAAAAAAUCACACAUUUUGUUUCUACAUAACUAAGCAGCUUCUGUGCUAAAUUUCAACCAGUUAGAUGUCAGACUCAAGGAUCAGGUGCCAUAUCUGACCCGCCACAUUGUUUUUCUGUGUCCCGUGGAAGCUUGGAAAUA